AUGUCUCGAAGUAUGUUAUUUUUCUUCUCGCUACCAUUGCUGACGUUCGCCAUGGUGAUAUGGCCCGAAGUGGUGAAUGACGAAGCUAAACUUAGUCGACCGAAACCCACUAGUUGGAGUGAGAAGAGUCGUGGACAAUGGUGCAGGAAUUUCACCGUUAAUGAACACACACAAUGCCCCGAAGCAUCACUCUUUCACCAGUUCGACUGCUGCGGAAGCAAUAAUACUAAAUGUUGCUUUGCUCUUCAAGGAUGGGUGAGAAGUACUUCCUAUUCACAGUAG
Messenger RNA from Angiostrongylus costaricensis, 282 nucleotides. The record is from the annotation of a GenBank genome assembly. NCBI's taxonomy places the organism in Eukaryota, Metazoa, Nematoda, Chromadorea, Rhabditida, Metastrongylidae.